GCAGAGACAGGGAGACAGCAGUGGCUGCGCUCCUGACAGCCACACACACCCGCGCUGCGGGGGGGGGAGGACCGGAGGACCGGAGGACCGGAGCACCGGACUGAUGGCGUCCGUGAGUGUGGUAGAGCGGGCUCCGCACGGGCUGGACUCGGAGCCGCAGAUUCUGCUUUUGAAGCUGCACAGCAGCAAGAAGAGAGUCCCCCCGUGCUGGGAGACGGGGAUGCUCGCCAGGAGCGACCCGCCGGCUGCCGGGGCGGAGACUCCCCCGGGACUGCGGGGUCCGGGUCCGGCCGGGCGGGGUGCUUGUCCACCCGGGCGGGCUCCGGGUCCAGGUGAGGGAUGCCGGGCGGACCCGCCACGUAGUCCGGAGGAGGGCGGCCGCGGGGUCACCGGCGGGACGCCCGGUGCUCAAACCGGGCGCACCCCCGGCUCCUUCCAGCGGACGGCGCACCGGCACCGGGACGGGCGACGCAGCUGCUGCCGCAGCGGGGACGCCGGGCACACCGGGGUGCUGCUGGAGCGGCUCACCCAGGGCCGGACCGGCGUGGUGAGGCUGGCCCGCAGCGAGCCCCCCCGCAGGGAGGCCUGGGCCAUCUUCUCCCCGGAGAUGGACCCCCGUGUGCGGGCAGAGAGCGGGGAAGGACACCGCUUCCAGGACAAGCCCGUGAAGCAGGACUGGUGCGACGCCUGCAGCCGGCUGAUCACCGCGCAGGCACUCAAGUGCCAAAACUGCAGCUACACCUGUCACCUGGCGUGCGAGAGCCGGGUCCAGCUUGAUUGCAACCAGAGGGACAAAGAGCCAGAGGAAACUCCAUCUGCUAGAAGCGUCUCCUCCCCAGCAGCUCCUCUGCACAAGCAAAGUGAGACAAAGCAGGAAGAGGAGGGAGGAACUAAAGAACUAUCGGAAGAAGAGGUGCGCACCCGGAUAGAGGAGUACAACGCCCAAGUCUCCAAAAAUGGCAUGAAACUGGCUACAGAUGGAUCUUACACGGGUUUCAUUAAGGUCCACCUGCGGCUCAAUCGCCCGGUCACGGUCCCCGCCCUGGAGACUGCCGGGUCGGAGGGAGCGUCCAAGCUGGCCAGCAGCCACGGCCGCACGCCGUCGGAGAAGCAGGACCAGCCGGACUGCGGGCACGUUGACAAGAGGACUUCCUUCUACUUGCCAUGUGACUGCGUGAAGCGGAUCCACAUUGGCUCCAUGACCACCACCAAAGAGGUCAUCCAGGGGCUGCUGAAGAAGUUCAUGGUGCUGGACAAUCCCCGCAAGUUUGCAUUGUACAAGCAGACGCACCGCGACGGGCAGGAUCUGUUCCAGAAGCUGCCGCUGCCCGAGCGCCCUCUUGUCCUGCGGCUGGUCGCAGGACCGGAUACAGAGCAGCUCACUUUUGUUCUCAAGGAAAACGAGACCGAGGAGGUCGAGUGGCACGCAUUCUCUCUCCCGGAGCUUCAAAACUUCCUGGUCAUCCUUCAAAAAGAGGAGGCGGAGCGUAUACGAGCAGUGGAGCAAAAGUACACCAUAUACCGACAGAAACUACAGCACGCCCUGCAACAACAUGACUCUGAACCCUGAGCUGCCCCCGAUGUCCUCGACCCAGGGAGAGACUCACCCUUUGACCUCCCGCGGGAGACUAGAGGGGACAGUGCGGACACCAACACAUCACGAACAGAUUCCUAUCCUUUCUCAGGACUUACACGAGCCCCCUCCUUACAUUAUAGAUUGCCAAGGACACAGACGGAAAGAUCUUGACUCCGACUUGAGAUCUCUCUCGGUACUGGUGUGAACCGGUCGUGUUUUUAAAGAUUCCCUCCUCUUCUGCUGCUGCUGCUACUGCAAGUGUUACUUAUGCAUGAGUCUCCCUCAACUCAUCGGCCCUGCACAUAGAGUUAAAAACAUUGGCAUGGUUACUUUUUCUGCAUUUUACGGGGAUGUAAGGACAAUCAUAUUGUGUGUGUGUGUGUAUUUUUUUCUUUUCUUGGAGACAAUACAUCAGCUGUUUUAUUAUUGUUGCUAGAUGUGGACUUUCAAAGGGAAGUGCUUAGGCUGGAGAAGCGUGACUUCCAGCUCUUCAAAGAAGACGAGUUAGAGGCUCAAGGUAAAGAUAUCGCUUCUCUGAUUUCUUUUCUUAUUUUUUUGGGUGCAUGUUUUUGAAAAAGAGAAACCCUAAAGGAAGAAAAAGAACACCAUUCAACUUCAGCGUUUGCUUCUCUGCUCUCAUU
Cololabis saira (Pacific saury) is the source of this 2217-nucleotide messenger RNA. RefSeq names its product Ras association domain family member 5 (gene rassf5). Lineage: Eukaryota; Metazoa; Chordata; Actinopteri; Beloniformes; Belonidae. The record is from RefSeq and is a predicted model, not a curated record. Gene Ontology annotation, cellular component: nucleus. The transcript is spliced from 6 exons. The coding region runs from base 104 to 1570 and encodes 488 amino acids. Gene Ontology annotation, biological process: signal transduction.